AUGCAUCUUUUGCAGACACAGCCUUUGCGCCUCUUUGCAGCUGCCCACGUUUUGCGCCGCCUUCUUUUCAAGCCUAGCCUUGUCCAGCUGCGCAUUCUGCUGUGCGCAGAAGGGAGCGUCCAGAGCGGCUGCGCUGGCGGUGCACCCGCAAGGGCUCGGGGCGAGGCGCAGAUGCCGGCUGUCCCCAAUCGAACCGUUGCCGUGGCACGUCCCCUUUCAUUCGCUAGCCCAGUCAGUCGCGUCGACAGCAUCAGUUCGGCAUCCCCCCCUUCGCCGUUCAAGCAGUUGCGUAUCCAGCCCACUCUCAACGGCCUCCUCAACUGCAUGCAGAAUGACCGGCUAACCCCCCGGCCACCAGCUCAGCUAGAUCGUGAGCGCGAGCGUGAGCGCAAGCGGCUUCCCAUCGGCUAA
This is a messenger RNA of Moesziomyces aphidis, 411 nucleotides long. Lineage: Eukaryota; Fungi; Basidiomycota; Ustilaginomycetes; Ustilaginales; Ustilaginaceae. The record is from the annotation of a GenBank genome assembly.